AUGGAUAGAAAAGCAUCCAUUCUCCUGCUAGUGGCAUUCAUCAUUCUCGUGGUGUUGUUCACCACUAGACCAGAUGAAAGCUCUUUCCACCGUCAAAUUUCUUUACAAGUCAAACAAAGCAGCGGCAUGCUAUGGGGAAUUUUAUCACUUGAUGGACUAGUCAAGGCUGCAACAGCCAAACUGAUGAGAUAUGACAGCUAUGGGAUUUUUGCAACCAUGUCUUUGGCUCACGGACGGUAUGGACGCUCUCCUCUGAGAUCGCUGGGUCUGUUUUACACAUGGUUUGAUGUGUCAGGGCUCACGGUAUUGGAUCACUUACCUCGACCAGAUGCGCUCGUUCAUUGGGUGGAUCAAAUUCGAUCGAAUUGUCCGGCAUGUAGGCGAGGAAUAUGCAUGCCAAUGUCCAUUUCACCGCCUACAUCAAGCUGCGUGUGUAUACCCGGUUACAUUGGAGUUAGAUGCGACAGACCCCUUCCCAACACAGUAACAAUAUGGGACGCUUAUUUUGAAACUCCGCUUGCAGUUGCAGCUGCUCUCCACCCACAACUAUUGGUGCCUAUAUCGGACUGGUCGCGAUCACCAACAGUAUUUGGAAUUCCACUAUUGUAUCUAUCUCGAAUUCACGCUAGUCUACCGUCUUAUAUGCGUGCAUGGGGUCUGGUCAAUAUCUCGCAAUACAUUGGUAUUCUUGAGGUUCUGGUAGGCACCAUGAUUAUCGUGCAUCUGUUAUGGCAAUUUGUACGAUUAACAGGAUCACUCAGAUUGGAGAUGAGUCUUGUGGAAACAUUUACAACAUCCUAUAACCAGAUCGUGCACAAAUAUCAAAUUGCAACUGUUUUUAUGAGUCAAUUGAGUCACGUAUCACUGGUUCAUCUGGCGUUCAAUGUAUAUGGAUUUGCAAACUAUGCUCCACUAGUGUAUCAAGAGAUUGGCCAUUCUAGAUUUGUUGUGUUUGUGGGUGCUACAAUGGUAUUGGUGGUAGGGACGUCAGUUGGGCUAGCAUGGGCAAUGAGCGGACAUCGCGUAGGUUGGAAACUCGAGAGGGUUUCAGGUGCUAGCGGAUGGAUCAUGGCGCUACGACUUUUUUCAUUGCUGGAAAAGAUAAUAGUUUUCAAACAUGGUACUAAAUUGCAGUGGUGGAAUAAGAACAAUGUUGGAGUGAUGCAACAGCUGAUGCGGAUGGAUUGGGGCGAAGUGUGGGCUAUAGUUGGUCCCCAAUUGGUUAUGGAUGUAAUUGUUGGAGGGAAUCUUGGGGCUGACGUGGGAGGGAUAGUUGCUGCUGUUGCCUACUGUUGGUAUAGUUUAGCUUUUGUUUGA
Messenger RNA from Batrachochytrium dendrobatidis JAM81, 1317 nucleotides. RefSeq lists its product as uncharacterized. The transcript is spliced from 3 exons. Gene Ontology annotation, cellular component: membrane. NCBI's taxonomy places the organism in Eukaryota, Fungi, Chytridiomycota, Chytridiomycetes, Rhizophydiales. The record is from RefSeq and is a predicted model, not a curated record. Bases 1 to 1317 code for a protein of 438 amino acids. Gene Ontology annotation, molecular function: serine-type endopeptidase activity.